AUGUUUAUCCCGCUUUCUGCGAUCCCCCUUCGAGCUGGUUCCCCAGUCGCUACUCUUCCCCAUCCGAACAACCAUCUGCGAAAGCUUGGCGCCACCUACAACCCAGAGCUUCCCAUCAGCAUUGCCUUUGGACUUGUCAGUCUGCAGCAAGGCUGGAAGCCAGGAUCUAAGACCUGGAAACAGAACUGGAAUGCCUGUAUGAAUGCCGAAUAUGACCGCCUGAUUGGAUACCGUGUAGCCAACCUGGCAACAUGGCAGGAGCUGUGUGCCAAAGUAGGCAUCAACGAUUCAUUCACUUCCAUCAACCAGUGCAAGAAGGCUCUGGUGCGUGUGCACGUCAACCUUGUUGAUCUUCUAGAUUGUUGGAACGCAGACCACACCCCAACUCGAUUCAAGAGCAAGAAGGCCCUUGCUACAUACACUGAGAUACAUAGCAAGUUCUUUGGUCGUCAUAUCGCCAAACAGGACAAGGUCCUCCGGGUCCUCCUUCGAAAGCUUCUCUAA
Messenger RNA from Penicillium crustosum, 504 nucleotides. RefSeq lists its product as uncharacterized. NCBI's taxonomy places the organism in Eukaryota, Fungi, Ascomycota, Eurotiomycetes, Eurotiales, Aspergillaceae. The transcript has 2 exons. The coding region runs from base 1 to 504 and encodes 167 amino acids. The record is from RefSeq and is a predicted model, not a curated record.